Molecule: messenger RNA, 3612 nt
Organism: Penicillium arizonense
Lineage: Eukaryota; Fungi; Ascomycota; Eurotiomycetes; Eurotiales; Aspergillaceae
Product: putative inositol polyphosphate phosphatase
Exons: 5
Coding region: 1-3612 (1203 amino acids)
Biological process (GO): phosphatidylinositol dephosphorylation
Molecular function (GO): protein binding; phosphatidylinositol-4,5-bisphosphate 5-phosphatase activity
Source: RefSeq, a predicted model, not a curated record
AUGGCCAUGGCGGGCACAGGAAAACAGCCAGACAGUGAUGGUCCCCCCACUCCACAGAGACCCGUCUCCUCAUUGCUGUCUCAUUUCGAGAAUCUAUCUCAUCGCAGAGCUCCCUCUGCUGCGGCCGCGAGUCCGCGCGCCUCCGCAACCCAGUUCCUGACACCCGAAGCUGGCGACGAGGUACGAUCCUCUAGCCGUGCCUCUCUCGACUUGCCCCGGCCACAUUCGCCAUGGAACCAGACAGAUGAGCGAUCGGAGCAGCACCAGCAGUCGAACGGCGAGGGAUCGCGGGAUCGUGGGUUCUCUGGAAGACGAUAUGGCCGGCCAAUCUCUAUGAAUCUCCAACGCUCGUCGCCACAACUUCCGCCGACGCUGGCGGUUCAUUCGCCUCAAUCGCCGCCGCGCGGACAAGAUCGCGAGGACUGUUGGUCGCAACAGGAAACUCGCAAGGCUAGGAGUCCUGGACAUCGCCCGCGGGAAUCAGUGUCCGUUUCCCCCGCGCCUCCCCGGCCACUCUCUCCGGCGCCGAAGUUCGGAUCGUCUGUUACUGGAAGAGAUUCAAUUCCUCAUUUAUCGCCUAGCUCUCUAGCCGUCAAUGGAAAUGGAAGCGUUGCGGAACGGAAAUUGAAAAGCAGCUCGCUGCCACCGCCAGCCAACCGAGCAUCUAAACCGAAGAUCCCUGCGAAGCCAGCCAUGUUCUCUCACCCUAACUCUUCUCAUGCGGAUACCAGUACCUUGGCUCCUCAGCCUGAGCGAGCCUCUCCUGAUCUAAGUGUGUCACCUUUCAGCACCCCUCCGAGCAGCCCAGAAAAGCCUAUGACCAAGCCGGUAUCUACCGGGAAAAUAAACUCCAGACCGGCACCGGCUCGGCCAACAACAGAACCCCCGGGUCGACGUUCCUUUGAUGACCGGUCACCUGGUCCAAGUUCUAAUGCAAGACAUGAUGCCAGAGAUUUAGGUUUCUCAAGGACUCGCCCUGCUCCAGAACCUUCACGGGCAACUAAACCCUUGAUGGUCCAAAUUCCAUCUGCUCCUGCGCAACACCCCACUUCUGCUUCUGCUGCUCCCCCUCUUUCAGCGCAACGGUUACGAGCCAGCGAUAGCCCUUACGAUCGUCCUGGGCUUCCUCCCCGGCCCUCUGGAACUCCACGCCGAAGUGGAUUCUCUCCUCCGUGGGAGCCUCCUCAGCGUGUAAAGAGCCCUGCACAGAUGACACCGAUUGCCAAGUCUGCACCCACUCAGCCGCGCCAGUCUGAGGCAUCAACCCCGCAACCAAUUCAACGGCAGCCAUCUUUCCACCGUGAACCAGUUUCCUCAUCACUCCCGGAGCGGCGUAUACCCCGAACGGACACAGAAGAAGAAGAACAGCCUGAAGAAGCUGCCAUCUCUCGUACGGACUACCCUGACGCUUCUAACGCCAACCGCCGACCCCCUCGUCUUAAAUCCGGACCGAAGGAGAUCUUCACGAAGUAUGACACCCGCUUGCUAGCUGUGUGCGGCAAGUAUGUGUGUACCACUGGAUAUCUGACUAGAGUUUGGGACCUUACCACUGGAGAACAAGUGAUGAGCCUUAGCCAUGGCGAAACGGUGAAAAGCUUGUCGCUUGCUUUCAAGCCAGGCAAAGGAUUAGAAGAUGAAGGUCAGCGUAUCUGGCUCGGCACCAGUGCUGGAGAUCUUCACGAAGUCGACAUCCCGAGCCAAUCUAUUGUGGCAACCCGCUCGUACCCCUCCAGGCGAGAGGUGAUUCAGAUACUACGACACAAGAAAGAAAUGUGGACAUUCGACGAUGAAGGUCGGCUGCUAGUCUGGAUGCCAGACGAGACCGGUCAACCCAAUCUACAGUACAGCUACCACAGCGCCCAUGAACGCGUAGCACGAGGCCACACGUUCUCCAUGGUCGUGGACGACAAGCUGUGGCUAGCAGCUGGAAAAGAUGUCCAUAUAUAUCGCCCGAACGCCCGCGAAGACGCCUCUUUCAAGGUCUUCAAGCGGCCUCUUGGUCUCCAGCAUUCAGGCGAUGUAACUUCCGGCACUUAUACCACGCGAGAAGGAGGUCGGGUAUAUCUGGGACAUGCAGAUGGAAAGGUCACUGUCUACUCCUCCACCGACUAUACCUGCUUGGCAGUGGUCAACGUUAGUGUUUACAAAAUCAAUUGCCUUGGAUUUGUGGGAGACUACCUUUGGGCUGCCUAUAAGACCGGCAUGAUCUAUGUUUACGAUGUUUCCACCAACCCAUGGACUGUGAAGAAGGACUGGCGCGCCCACGAUAGUCCUGUCUCCGGCUUUGUGUUGGAUACAAGCAGUGUUUGGACGAUGAACCGCUUACAGGUUACUUCGCUUGGCACUGAUAAUUGCAUUCGUCUUUGGGAUGGUAUGUUGGAGGACGAUUGGCUAGAUACACGGAUGCAGCAGAGGGACGUAGAGUACUGCAGUUUCCGAGAAAUCAAGGCUACCGUCUUGACUUGGAACGCGGGCGCUGUUACCCCCGGGAGCGUGAAGACGUCGGAUUUCAUCAGGAAUGCCGUCACGCCGGAAGAUCCGCCGGAAAUUCUCAUCUUCGGUUUCCAAGAAUUGGUUGAUCUUGAGAACAAGAAGAUCACAGCUAAGAGCUUGCUCCUUGGAAGCAAGAAGAAGGAGAACGGCGAGAAGGAACAUAUGAGUCGUCAAUAUCGAGUAUGGAUCGACCAUCUCACUCGGUCUCUUCACGAGUGUAUGCCUCUCGAGGAAUCCUAUGUUCUUUUGCACACCGCGAACAUGGUGGGACUGUUUACUUGCGUUUUCGUCAAGCACAAGGAACGCCACAAUAUUAAAAACAUCAGUGCUUCGGAGAUCAAGCGGGGAAUGGGCGGAUUGCAUGGGAACAAGGGUGCCCUUGUAUUCCGCUUUAUCCUAGAUGACAGCUCGAUGUGCUUUGUGAAUUGUCACUUGGCAGCUGGGCAGACCCAGACUGCACACCGAAACAACGAUAUCGCGGCGAUCUUGGAAGCAGAGUCCUUACCUGCAGAAAGCAAUUCCACAGCGCGGACAGAUCAGUUCGCCAGUGGUGGUGACGGCUCAAUGAUCAUGGACCACGAAAUCUGCAUUCUGAAUGGUGACCUGAACUACCGAAUUGACUCAAUCCCUCGCAAUGUGAUCAUCGACGCCAUUCGCCAGAACAACCUCGCCAAACUUCUAGAUCGAGACCAGCUACUGGCCUCCCGGCGGAAGAACCCCGGGUUCCGCCUUCGCAGCUUCACCGAGUCCCCCAUCACCUUCGCGCCGACCUAUAAAUACGACGUCGGCACGGACGAGUAUGACACCAGCGAAAAGAAGCGCUCCCCCGCCUGGUGCGACCGCGUUCUCUACCGUGGCCUUGGCCGCGUCAAGCAACUCGAUUACCGCAGACACGAGGUCCGAGCCUCCGAUCACCGGCCGGUCAGUGCGGCGUUCAAGAUUCGCGUCAAAACAGUCAAGUCUCAGGAACGGGCCGCGACGUGGGAUCUGUGCAACCAGGAGUUCCAGGACGAGAAGCGCCGUCUGGCUUCGGAGGCUAGCAUCGAGUAUCUCAUUACUGUCCUCGGCACCGAUCCCCGCCAGGCCCGUGGCUUGAUCCUGGGCUCCAAGGCUCAAUAA